This is a messenger RNA of Trypanosoma theileri, 1131 nucleotides long. Its product is annotated as UDP-Gal or UDP-GlcNAc-dependent glycosyltransferase. The record is from RefSeq and is a predicted model, not a curated record. The transcript has a single exon. Gene Ontology annotation, cellular component: membrane. Gene Ontology annotation, molecular function: hexosyltransferase activity. NCBI's taxonomy places the organism in Eukaryota, Euglenozoa, Kinetoplastea, Trypanosomatida, Trypanosomatidae. The coding region runs from base 1 to 1131 and encodes 376 amino acids.
AUGACACACCACACUCAGCAAAGAAAUAUUUCUGUCUGUCUGUUUGUCCUGGUUAUCACACUGUACUCAUUCGUCUGGCACAGCCACUUCGAUGUCGAUGCAGUGUUCCCAAGGGGUGACUAUCCCUCUGAUACAUCGUUGAACGUCACUGCCGCCGUAAAGCCGCAUAGUCCAGAUGACACAGCUGACAAUGAGUCUCUGCGCUACAUCCCACACAGCACCAUACAGACAUGGAAGGAGAGGGACUACCUCAUCGUGUUUGGCAUCCUGUCUAUUGACAUUGAGGCGAGGCGGAGACGCCGUGAUCUGCAGCGGACCACGUGCUGGCAGUUCCCCGGUGUUGCACGGAGGGCGAAUAACUUCAAUGGUGCCAUGUUGGUGUUGUAUGUACUUGCACGGCACCCAUCACAUGGCUACAACUAUUCUGCUGCACUACUGAAGGAGGCUGAUGAGUAUCAUGAUGUGGUUACACUGAGAACUAGCGAUUCUUUACCAACAACGAACAAGGUAAUUGGUUUUGAAGGUCAUUGGGGUACCGAGGCUGGGAUAAGUAUGAGUCGUAAAGUGUACUUUUGGUUUGAGUUGGCACUGCGAGUAUUCCCGAAUGUGAACUACAUUGCGAAGGGAGACGAUGACAUGUUCCUGCGAGUACCACAGUUCCUCGCUGAUCUGCGUACAGUACCACGCCGUGGGAUCUACUGGGGAAGGCUGGGAACCCACGAUAACCCAGUGCGUUUUUUUUUCGUUGUCGGAUUCUGUGCAACGCUGUCAAGGGAUAUUGUUGAGCACUUCGUGUCGUACAAACCUCUGCAGCGCUUGGUGUACACGCCGUACACUAAAGGGAAGGAGACUCUGUUUUUUUCUCUUUUUAUGCAAAACGAAGACAUGAUGGUGGGGUUUGUGCUGAGAAAGGUACUACACCAUAACAUUACAUUUGUUAGAGAAAAGCGGUGUCGUUUUCACGAUUUUCGUAGUGGCCGCCAUAAAUGGCGGGUAACUAAGAAUUCUGUUAUGGUGCAUCAUAUUACAGAGGAAGAUUACGAUAGGUUGAUGAAUUUUUCUGGAUAUCAGCGAAGCAUCACCCCGAAAACCCCUGUUCAUCGAUCAUGGCACUUGGAAUUUAUAUGCUGA